Molecule: messenger RNA, 1125 nt
Organism: Paraglomus brasilianum
Lineage: Eukaryota; Fungi; Glomeromycota; Glomeromycetes; Paraglomerales; Paraglomeraceae
Source: the annotation of a GenBank genome assembly
AUGGCGUCUCCAGAUGCCGCGUUAUCGACCGAUGGAGGGUCUCAUUGUUUAGAUACGCUAAUACUAGAGCUCAAAGUAGAAAUUGUUCUUCACCUGAGCAAUCCUACAACACUCGCUAGAUGCUCACAUGAAUGGAACAACAUUGUAAAUUCACCUUUUACGAAAUCUAAGUGGCUGAUCAGCAGAUAUGGAAGAACCCAUGCGUUAUUUCACGCAGUCAGAAUGGGCAAGCCGUUCGUUAAUUUUGAUGUAGUUGAAUGGUUAUUUGCGCAGAAAGCGCACAUCAGUCGAUACUUUAUCCAAAGAUUGGUGCUUGGGUUUGGGAAAUGUGAUAGAAAACUUAUUGAUCUCAAACGAAAGUAUAACAUAGGAUCGUCCGAUCCAUUUUCGAACACCUUAAUUCAAGACAAAACCUGUAGUUCGUGGGCAAGCAAUCUUUCCGUCGAUGUCUUUUCUCGGCUUCUCAAAGAGGGUUACGAUCGAUUCGGGGAAAAUAACAUUUUGGUUCGUGGAAAUGACAUGGAAAAAUUUUAUUAUCUCUCUGGCGGACCACUAGGAAUCACUCAAGCCAUGUUUGACAUUCAAAAAAACAUGGAUGAAAUUGAAACGUUGAUUCGAAUUCAUAAAUUCGCGCCAUUUCCUACCAGGCAUCUGCCCUGCGAUGUCUCCGAUGGUUGCGCCGACGUCUUGCAAUUGAAUAUUAUUGCACGGCCUAUUCUGAUCUGCCCUGAGUUGGUUGGUGUCUGGAAGGAAAGUGGAUAUCAUGAAGUAGUAACUGAUGUAAAUGAUAUUGUCAUGCGAAGUGCUCUGCUAAUUCUUUAUCCACAUGAAUUUGAAGAAUGGGCUUUACCUGGAUUAGAGCAAGUUGUCAAGAAAUUAAGCCAUUUACAGUCGUAUGGUUUCAAAUUGACCGACAAGCUUAUCGGAGAUGCUUUAAUAUUAUUUGAACACAGACUAAACUAUGUCGAUAUAGGUGAAACACUAAUAGAAGCUUUUGCUAUUGUUCGUAAAAAGCUCAGGGAGGAUAUUCUUAUUAUUUGUCUAACGGAGUUGUUGUGUCCAGAAAGACAUAUUGAACAACAUGUUUCGCUUAACUUUAUAAUCAACUGUAUGAACAAAUCUUAA